UGACAACCGGUCUGCAGAGCGGGUCUGCGCAGAACUAUGUUCACAAUCGCAUCGGCUCCGAUUCACAAGCAUGGGCUGGGUCGCCUUCCGCAGCUCGUAUUUGGCCCACUUCUUCCGCUUCAACACGAGCCUGGCCAAGCUCGCCAACGCCUUGCGAGAUCUUUAUGCCUCGGACGUCGCCUCGUGGCAAUGGUUUGCAGUCACCGGCAGUCAGGUCCCACUCGGUCUUCUUAUCGGCAUCUUCUGCCCUGCACACCUGGGGACGAUCCUACUUGCUGUCUUUGUGACCCCGAUGGGGCUCGCGCUCGCAGGCGCACUCGGCGUACCGGCGCAGUACGAUGCGCUUUUGAGUUCUCUCCUGGCUGCGUACAUUGCAACCCACAUACGCAGUGGGCUCUACCUCUUGUUUUACUUUGUGUACGCACGUAUCAUAUCGAGUUUCAUGCCCUCGUCUUGGUCGACGACGCGCCAGGACGCGACUGCACUCGUGUGUGGCGCCGGCCUUGUGUCGAUGACGGCCUUUCUCCACGAGUCUAUCUUUUUGUACCUGCAAGAGUCGGCGUCGGCGCUCAUCGGGGCCGGUCUCAUCCUAGCGAGCAUCGCUGCUUGCUUCGAGCCCAAGCUAGUGCGGGCUUUCAUCGUUGUCGCGGGUGCCGGACCGCUCGUGCGUCAGUUCCGCGACUUUGCCGCGCAAUCCGUCGACACACUGCACCACUAGACGUCGUACAGGUAUAUCUAGUUACAAGAUUUGCAUCGUUUUGGUAUAAGGCAUUGCACGCUUCGAGCACA
Molecule: messenger RNA, 789 nt
Organism: Saprolegnia diclina VS20
Lineage: Eukaryota; Oomycota; Saprolegniomycetes; Saprolegniales; Saprolegniaceae
Exons: 1
Coding region: 71-718 (215 amino acids)
Source: RefSeq, a predicted model, not a curated record